Molecule: messenger RNA, 3509 nt
Organism: Vitrella brassicaformis
Lineage: Eukaryota; Vitrellaceae
Source: the annotation of a GenBank genome assembly
UGUGGCGACUUCGUAGUUGACUUCAUGGGUUGGUUUGUCGGCUUCAUUGCUUUUUGCAUUGUCAUCGUGUUUUCCUUCCAAUCAACACAGCUGAACACGGGUUCGAUGAUGAUGUGUCGCCGAUUAUCCUUGGCCUGAAGUCACAAGACCCGGGAGAGCGAUCCGCCGGCCUUAUCAAUUUGUACCGCCUUUUGAAGCGGCAGCACCCCAGUGCGGGUCACCCUAGGACGCGGAAGACCAUGGCCCUUCUUGGCCAGCACGACGGCGUGUUGAUGGAGGCCAUGCUGGCGGACUCACAGGCCUGGACCAUCCCUGCACUGAGACAUGUACUUAAGCGGCUUGUGGACCUGGCCUAUCCGUUUCGAUGGACUACAGCCGACCUGAAGAGGCGGACAACAGGGUUCGAGCGGGUAAGGUCGUCCCUGGCCGACAGAGAAGCUGGUGGUGCAUUGGCGGAGGAGGGCCGCGGCUUGCUGUAUGAGAUCGAGGUUGCCAUCUUCCAAGUGCUGCACGCCGCCAUGACAAGUGGUGCUUUGGAUGAACCGGCGGCCUAUCGCAACUACGUCUUGGCACAUCACCGUUCCCUCAUCAGCAGAGCCCGAGCACUGGGCAUCGACGAGUCGGGCCAAGACCAGGACCUUGCCGUCGCAGCCCAGAAGUUUCUCCGCGCCCUUUCCUCGAGCAGUCCACCUGCUGGCCAGCAAGACGCCGCCGAUAACGCAACCAACGAAACCACUUCAACGCUCCCGGUACAUAGACACGCACACACAAUCGCGUGGGGGUGAGGAACACCGUAUUGAGUUCUUGCGGGUGUGUGUGAAUCCAUGCAGCAGGAACCAGAGGCCUUCCCAUCGAAGGGCUUCCUGUCGGCCGUGUGUGUCGUCCUCCUCUCCGUGUUACUCUUUCCCUAUCCUCGAAGCAUGUGCAAGUCCCCAGAAGACCAGCUGCCUCUGUCGAUCGAUGCGCAGAUCCGGGACAGAGAUGCCAAGUAGGCAAGGGCAACCCAACAGCCUGCCGGACAACAUCGAUCAUGGAUCGGUCUGUGUGUCUUUGUCUGUCAGAAUACUGACCCUUGAACUGGUAAAAAGGAACGCCUCCAUCAAGGAGAAAGAGCUGCGGUGAGCUGAGAACCUUGUGUGGAUCGACAGUACAGUGCUUCCCUUCCCUUUGUCCGUGUCUGUCUGCACAUCUGCAGGAAGGAGAUCAGGACUCUCACGGAUCUGUAGGCACACAGCAAGGGCGUCCCGGCCUCCCUACAGACUGACGCCUUCCUAUCCUUUGCGGGCCUUCCAUCCAUUCAGGCUUUUUCAUGAGAAGGGCCGCCUCAGUGACCAAUCCGCGGAGCAGAGCAAGAGGACGGCGCUGGUGCGGGACCUAGAGACACGGUCAGUGGUCGACACGAGGAGGACCAUGCAGCGCCCGCUGGGUUCAAAAUUUGUUCCGUUUCUGGGCAGCAUUGAGGCCAUGUCCGGUUCGCCUGUCGAGGAACGGAAACAGAUCGAGGAGAGCAAUGCAAAGUGGGUACAUACACACAUACUAGAAGGAAGAGAACCGUCGGUAUGAUGAAUGAAGCGAUCUCUGUUGUCGGCAGGAUCGAGACGCUGGAAGCUGAGGCGAGGAAAACCGUUCUCCAGGAGAAACAGCUGCGGUGGGUCGGUCAGCGGAGAGACGCCCUCCCAUUUGUCUCUCUCAUUUGUCUGUCUGUCGUAUGGUCAGCAACGAGAACAAGACACUGCGGCAGAGUGUACGAGGCUACCAGGAUACCCUUGGCAGAUCUCGCAGCAAGGAGGAACAGCUGCGGUCAGUGAGUCAACGAGUCCGCCUUUCACGCAAGCCGCUGAUCUUUUUUGUUGUCCAUCUUCCAUGUCUGCAGGGGCGAGAUCAAGGCACUCAAGGACAAGGCGACUCUGCAGGAGGUUCCCAACCGGUAGGCUACAUGCCAUGAUACGCAGGCCGUCUUUUGUCUGUGCAGCCUCCUUUCUCUCCUUGCUUUCUGUUUUUCUUUUUCUUUUGUCAAGCGAGAGGGAGCAGCAGCUGGCCAUGUGGGAGGAGCAGCUCAACGAGAAGGGCAAGGCGCUCAGCGACAAGGAGGGGGAACUCGCCACCAAGACGACAGUGACGCCAGAAGACAGGAAGCGGUACGUGACGGAGGCAAGCAUGGGGCCCGUGGGGUGAAGUGCACUCAUUGCACACCAGGUCACCACAUGUAUCCUGUGCCUCUGCAGGAUGGAGUCUAUGUGUUGGACACUCGCCGAGAAGGACAUGGAGCUGGCGCUGCUCCGCAGCUGCAACGAGCAGCAGGUCAAGAGCCUCCAACGGCAGGAGAGAGAGGUCGGCGAGCUAACCCGGCGACUCAAGGACGCCAACAGCCGGCUGCAGCAGAAGACCAUCGACCACAGGAGUGUCAGCCGUGAACGGGACCAACAGGCUGGGCAGAUAGCGGAGCUGAUGGACCAACAAAACUGGCUGCUGGAAAAGUGGGGAUGAACACAGACAGACCAACGAGCGCAUGAGUCUAUGUGUGUGUUUUUCUUCAGCAUGAAGGUGGUUGAUUGUGCGAGGCAGCAGCUGGAGACGCACAAGCAGCAGCUGGAGGCCGACAUCCGUGGACUGCGUGGCGAGCUGCAGCAGUCGCAGCUGCGACUCAAACACCUGACCAUGCGGGAUGACGUGGAUGUCGGCCGCCUCACGUAAGUCGCAAGCGUGAGGAAACGAGGCCCGCGAUGUUCCAAUCGUGACCUUUUCUGUCGUGUCAGUGAGUUCGCUGGGAUGACUGAGGACGACCUUGCCGCACGGCCCAUCAUCAGCCUCAUCAACGCGCAGGACGACGCCCGCAAGGCCAAGGACAUACACGAGAAGAGGUCAGUCGUGAAAGCAGAAAGAACACAUAGUCAGGAGGGGAGCGAAAUAUAGGGGCGCGGCGCAUGCAGUUGACUCGUAUGUCGCCUUGUCAAUCUGCGUCAGGCUGGAUGGCAUGCGGUCGCUGUGGGACAAGCUGCAGACUGCCUCGAUGCUGGCGGCCGUGCGGGCGCAGACCAACACGGAGGAGUGCAGCAUAUGCAUGAGCGCCACCAAGACCAAAACAUUCAUUCCGUGUGGCCAUUUCGUGUCGUGCGACAAGUGCGCGUCUCAAGUGUUCCGCCGGCCCGGCCGUCUCUACCCCAUCUGCCGAAGACAAAUACAGCGCCUCCAGGACACGUACGCACAAGGAAUGGGACAGGCCGGCCGCUGUGUACGUGAGCCUUCCCUGUGUGGUUUGCCUUGCAGGCACAGUGUCUGAUGGAUGCAUCAAUGGGGAUGCAACGCGGACGCAGGAUGCGCGAGUGGCUUGUGCGGUUUGCAGCGACGCGGCCGGCUGUCGUCCUGUCUGUAGCGAGGGGGUAGAUUGCUUUCCCUUUCUGACACAUACAGGAGUAGCUUAGCUUGUUGGAUUUUGCGACAAAUCAAAUCGGGUGUGUGUACAUGUGCAUGCAUAGCUAUGUGUACAUAGCAGCCCAGCCGGGCCUCUG